Molecule: messenger RNA, 593 nt
Organism: Schistocerca piceifrons (Central American locust)
Lineage: Eukaryota; Metazoa; Arthropoda; Insecta; Orthoptera; Acrididae
Exons: 2
Coding region: 81-518 (145 amino acids)
Source: RefSeq, a predicted model, not a curated record
AACUAUCCACAGAUGACAAACCUGUACAUAAUUUGUGUGACAUAUCGUGGUGCAAAUUCAAGCAGGCUGAGCGUGAUGGCAUGAACUAUUCACACAAGCACAGUUUACCUGUGGCUGUUUUAAGUGCUAUAAAACCAACAUUUAGGUGUUUAGCAGAGCCAGACCUCCUACGAAAGUGUGUGCAUGGAAAGACACAAAACCCUAAUGAAAGUUACAACUCACUGAUUUGGAAACGUUGCCCAAAAACAACAUUUGUUUCAACAAUUAUUGUUGAAAUUGCUGCAUAUGAUGCUUGUUUAGUUUUUAACAAUGGUAAUCUUGGAAGAAUAAAAACUCUACAGAGGCUAGGAUUUCAUCCAGGAGCUUUCACCUAUUCAAUAUUGAAGGACAUCGAUGACAAAAGAGUUGCUGCGGCUGAUAUUACAGCCAAUAAAAUUGAACAGCAGGUUAACCAAAGAAGACAAGCAAAGAAGAGACUGCUUGCAGAUGAAGAGGAGUAUGCAUAUGGCUUGCACUAGUUCACACAGAGACGGGAAAUUGGGAGACCCGUAAAAACUGAACAAAAGAAGAUAUAAAAAUUCUGCUCCACAGAG